AUGGCAUCUCUGCAUUCAACCGGUGAUGGUUUGUCUUUGAAGAAGCCCUCUUUACGCUCACACCGACGAUCACGGGUCUGCCACCAAGCGAAUAGCGAAAAAUAUCUUCAUUGCCAGCAGCUCCGAUUCCGCUCUCGGCCAGCAAGGAAGUAUUCGCAGGCAGAGACUCUCACAAUCAACGACACCUAUGCUUCACCCGAUUACGAACCACGAGCCGAUCCGCUCUUGGAUAUUCUGGAAGCAGGCACACCUGUCGUUCAGCACCAGGAUUCCGGCAAGAAUGGGCCAGACAAUGAAUCCAGGCCAACGCUCAUCCGAACAAGCAAUGACCUGGAUGUCGACUUCGACCUUUUCGAGGCCUCCUGCUCCGAUGCCGCGCUACGGUUAACAAAUUCCUGCCUCUCCAUGGUCACCAACCUGGAUCUGGCUUUGCGAGACUAUCUCCUGGAUCAAUUCUGGAACUACUUCAAUGCUUGCAUACCCGUUGUGCAUAAGUCAGCUUUUCUUGCUAGCUUCCAAGAAAGAUGUGAUGACUUUUACUCGCCAGAAUUGCAUCUUGCAGUCCUUGCGAUGGGUCUUCAAAGAGCGGAUCACGGGCGGGAAGAUGUUCAGUCGCUGUUGCUUCCUAACCGGGACACUACACUGCAUAAGGAGUUGAGACUGGCAAUGAACAACCUGCCACCACGGCAGACGAGAAAUAUUACACAUGCACAAUCUGCUAUUCUUCUUGGACUGCUCGAAUGGGAACGUGGGCUAGGCCAUACCGCAAGACUCUGGCUAGACGCGGCUUUCGCAAUCAUUACGGAUCUCCAAGAUUGCCAUCCAGAUUUCAAGACACAACUUUCAGACGAUGCACAUAUUGUGCACCGCAUCGUCGUGCGUGCGGCCAGCCUAAUCCACGGUCAGUGGUCUCUGUUCCAUCAAAGCCUCCAUCCUCCAUUCGGUGCUCGGCCCCUGAAUCUAGCAACUUCUGGUCGCUUGUCUAGCAAUCCCCACUCUUCCAUGGUCGCGCAGGACCUGGCUUCGCAGAUCUACAAUGCGCAACUGGAACUCAUGAGCAUGGCCAAAGAUGGAAUGGAGCAACUGCAGUCCCUACCUAGUCUCCCCGCCGGGGACCCUUUCCCUCUACUGAAUCAAAUGCAGAGCCGGCUAAAAGAUUGGUAUGAUAACCUUCCAGAUGGAAUGAGCUGGAAAGAACAUCAAACACAGACGCCGUCUCUUUCGAGUUUCUUUCUUCUGCAUCAGCAAUACCACUCCGUGAUCCUCCUCCUAUACCGCCCUUACACAUCUUGCGAGUCGUUGAUGAAACUGCAACGCCGAAGGAAUAAGACAGAUUUGAGGCAGUUAUCCAAUGCACUUGGCAGCAUUUUGCUAACUCAAGCGAUGCGAUUAACGGACGUGCUCUCGGAGUACCAUAGUCAGCAUGUCUCCAAUACCAUUCAUUCUCUAGCAGUCCAGCAAGCAGCACUUGCCGCAAGUGUUCUCUUAACCAAGAGAAUACGGGCAGCUGGUGGCAACCUUCUGCGUGAUUCCAUCCACGGCCGGCUCAGUUUCUUACAUCGAUUCUUCAUUGACAUCUCGCCCGUCCAAGGGCCAGCUGAACAGAUAGCGCACACCAUGCGGCCGCUCCUCGACGCCAUGACUAGCGACAGUAAUACUAUCAACAGGGAUACUCCUCCGCAAACAUGGCAAAAUACCUCCUCUCACGCGGGUGAGAUGUAUCGGCAGAGGUCAGGUAUCCCAGAAAGAGCAAAUAAAGCUACUUCGCCCGACCACAGUAACUGGUUUUACAACAAAGGCGAAGGAGAGAGCCUCAGUCACGACCCGCUGCCAGGUCAACUUGGCGGUGAUUGGGACCCGAUAGUACAACGGGACAAUGCCACAACCACAGUCGCUGGUGGAUUCGACACAUACAAGAAGAGGAGCAGUGAUAUGCCGUCACUAAAUCGAGUCACGGCUGGAGCAGAUCACAUCAACCAUCAGGAUGAGGGCGCUGCAGUGUUGCAAAGCCCCCCUAGUUCUAUCCUCCGAGAGCUCUUCUCUUCUCACAGCCAAUCCUUCGACCACGGUCUGAACAAGGGAUAUUUCGGGAGUACGCCUUCAUCGUCUCACGGCAGCUUCGAUAGAAUUUCAGCCUAUGCGAGAGAACGUAGCAACCCGCCCUCAAGACCGGACUCGCGGCUUAACCAGAUGUUCCACGUCGGUAUGGAUGACCUAGACUUGUGCAACCCUACCGUGAUGGACACACCAGAAAGCGAGGACGGUGAUGGCGCCAGCGUUCCAUGGUCUGAGGCAUUCAAGACGCUUGUGGCCGUCAAUCGGAAACGAGCUGGAUCGGAGAAAAUGAAUGCCAACGAGUUUGGCGACGUCAUGGGCUGCGUUUUUAAGCUGUGA
Molecule: messenger RNA, 2394 nt
Organism: Exophiala dermatitidis NIH/UT8656
Lineage: Eukaryota; Fungi; Ascomycota; Eurotiomycetes; Chaetothyriales; Herpotrichiellaceae
Exons: 6
Coding region: 1-2394 (797 amino acids)
Source: RefSeq, a predicted model, not a curated record